Kwoniella shivajii is the source of this 1104-nucleotide messenger RNA. RefSeq lists its product as uncharacterized. Gene Ontology annotation, molecular function: ATP:ADP adenylyltransferase activity; ATP binding. The transcript has 6 exons. The record is from RefSeq and is a predicted model, not a curated record. The coding region runs from base 1 to 1104 and encodes 367 amino acids. Lineage: Eukaryota; Fungi; Basidiomycota; Tremellomycetes; Tremellales; Cryptococcaceae. Gene Ontology annotation, biological process: nucleotide metabolic process.
AUGGCAUAUCCAAAUAACCCAUCUACAGCUGAGCAACUAUUGAGUGCUUUACCUUCGAAAUUCGAAGAGGCUAAAUCAAGUGGUCAAUUAUAUUUCUUCCCCAGUGAAGCUAAAGAUGUUUAUUCGCAAAACAGACGUUUUAAUCUUCGAUUAUGUCCUGCAUUACAAGAUAAACAAAAAGCAAAAGAAGAUGCAUUAAAAGCUGUUAAAGCUGAAUCUGGAAACGGAUCAACAUCAGCUUCAGCUUCAGCAUCAGCAUCAAAAUCAGGAUCACCAGAUAGGAAACGAAUAAAGACUGAACAAAACUCAGAAGAACCUUUUAAACCUCCCUAUGUUGAAGAACUCUUUCUUAAUAAAUAUUCCUUAUUACCCGAACAUAUCCUACUUUGCCCACCAGUAUACCAGCCGCAAUCAUUACCGCCCACGCCACCUCAGAUAGCUCUAGCUUAUAAUAUCUUAUUAUCAGCUUCGAGACAUCCUACUAGACCUAGAAAAUUGUUGGGUUUCUACAACGGCGGUGAAGGUGCAGGAGCAAGUCAGAAGUGGAGACAUUUACAAUUUGUCGAAUGUCCAGGUGGUAGAGCCCCUAUAGAAGAUUGGGUGCAAGGUGUACAAUUCCCCAGGCCAGACCAAGCGAUUAUCUUACCUUCAGUGCCAUACCUCCACAUAAUACAUCCGUUACCUUCACCUCAUUCGAUACCUUACCCACUCACAUCCGAAACCAACGAACAAUUAAUAGACAUCUUAGCACCUGCUAUGAUGAAGAUGUUCGAUCUCGCUUUUGAUGCUCUGAGGAAUGGUGGCGGCAACAGAGAUGGAGGAUGGAAUCUAGUCAUAACCCUUGAUCAUCUCCAUUUGAUCCCCCGUUCACUUCCUUCAUUCCCAUUACCAUCACCGCAUCAACCACUGGAACUCAACUCAUUAGGAUACGCAGGAAUGAUGCUUGUUAAAUCCCAAGAAGAGCAAGAAACGUUGGUAGCAUCAACUGAAGAUAGAGGUGGAUUGAUGUAUGUUUUGGAGAAGUGUGGUGUGCCUAGACAAUGGGGUGAAAAAGCUAAAGAAGUCGAAAGUAUUCAACAAGGUUCAGGAGAAUUAGAUUUAUAG